ACGAAACUGGAAAGCUAUUGUAGUGUGUGACAACAAAAUCAGUUAAAAAUAUCAUAUUAUUGUUUUGUACCGACGCUUAGCGUACAGGGUUUUUGGUCUGUCUAUAUAGAAGUCGAUAGCUUUAGUUUGUUCUCGAAUUUCGUUGUAAGAAUCGAUGAUUGUGAUGUCAGGGGCCGAUGACGCGUGCACUUUGUUCGUUGGGAAUUUACAUGAUAAAGUAACAGAAGCGAUAUUGUAUGAAUUAUUCCUACAAGCUGGACCCAUCAAAAAAGUUCAUAUCCCAGUCGACCAUAAGAACGGAAGAAAUCGUCCGUAUGGUUUCGUUACGUUUAAACACGAGGUUUCGGUUCCUUACUCGAUAAAACUAAUGGACGGAAUACAAGUGUUUGAAUAUUCCUUGAAAGUUGAUAAAAGGAAAGCUUCAGGGGGGUCUGGGAACGACACAAACGGUGAUUCAAGGCCAGGGCAUUCAAGUCCUAGGAACAACUUAAAUAGGGAAGCUUAUAACGGGGCUGGGCAUAGCGGUAACAUGACACACCAGCCCCCCAUUAUGAACCUUAACCCAAGAAUGUUAGCCCAGUAUAAUCCUCUCAUGAUGGACCAAGGGUUUAGAGACGCUAACCGACGGGAAUCUUUUGAAACGCACACAAGGCACGACAGGGGGCGAUGGGAACACGACCAUUACCAAGGUUAUGCCACACCAAGGGAACCUCAUUUAAGAAGGAUGGAAGAUCGGACUUCAGGAAGAUAUUCCCCAUAUGAGCAAAAUGAUGUCCGUCACGUAACUCUUCGUAGCGAGCACAGGAGAGACAGCUAUGAGCGACGACAUGGCCAAUAUAAAAGGCGACGAUAGUAUUUCUACAAUUCGCUUUCAAAGUUUUACACUUUUAGUCGUUUUUAAUUUGAUUUUUAAACUUUUUUAGAUGCUUUUACGUUAAAUAGCAGUUUCUGUUAACCAGGCAACUUUAAGGAUGAUUUUUUACACGUUUUAUUUUUUUGUAAUAUUUUCACAAUAACUAGGUUAAUUAUGUUUAUAAUUUGAUUCAUAAAAUUUGUAAACUGCUGUUGUGUAAAUAUAGACAGAUAGUUGUACUUAUGUUCUUCAAAAACCUCAUUUUUAAUUAAGAUUAAGCUCAAUAUUGCAUUAUAAUGUUGAGUUUAUACCUAUUACCAGACAGGGUGCAAAAAGGCGGCAGUUUCAUGUCACCAUAUGUUGUAAUGAAUUUUUAAUAAACCUAAAACUUAAGA
Ciona intestinalis (vase tunicate) is the source of this 1248-nucleotide messenger RNA. RefSeq lists its product as uncharacterized. Lineage: Eukaryota; Metazoa; Chordata; Ascidiacea; Phlebobranchia; Cionidae. Gene Ontology annotation, biological process: regulation of alternative mRNA splicing, via spliceosome. The record is from RefSeq and is a predicted model, not a curated record. Gene Ontology annotation, molecular function: single-stranded RNA binding. Gene Ontology annotation, cellular component: nucleus.